AUGGCUGAUAGAAUAAGAGGCAGGCCAAGAACUGCGGCAAAGGUAGCAGAAAGGUCGUUAGAGGAAAUUAGACGUGAUGGUGCUUUUGACCAUGAUCCCGACUUUGAACACAUCAUUAAACGUGAGACCAACGGUUUUAAUGAGAAUGAUAGUUCAACCUAUGAACAACAACAACUGCUGAAAUCACGGAAACCACCAAACUCAGUAUAUCAUCGACGUGGCCUUGAAAAGUGUUGUGAUUACUGCUAUGCUCUCCUUAUCGAUGCAGAACUACCAUCUUUUUGUUGCGACAGGGGCAAAGUUUUACUUGGUGACAUAUUCAAAGAACCUCCACAGUACAUGAAGGAUAUCUUAUUGGAUCUAAUCACAUCCAAAUAUUCUCGAACAACCAGUCCUGUUAUUUCAUUAUCAUCCUUAGGUUCUAACAGUACUGGUGAUUCGUGA
Messenger RNA from Williopsis jadinii, 444 nucleotides. RefSeq lists its product as uncharacterized. The record is from RefSeq and is a predicted model, not a curated record. The transcript has a single exon. Lineage: Eukaryota; Fungi; Ascomycota; Saccharomycetes; Phaffomycetales; Wickerhamomycetaceae. Bases 1 to 444 code for a protein of 147 amino acids.